Messenger RNA from Arachis ipaensis, 1506 nucleotides. Lineage: Eukaryota; Viridiplantae; Streptophyta; Magnoliopsida; Fabales; Fabaceae. The record is from RefSeq and is a predicted model, not a curated record.
AUGCGUGCACAGAUCUGGAGCAGGGGUUUAGUGUUAGGAGUCUUGGUGUUUGCUCUCGUCUUCGUAUUUGUUUCUGCAGAUGAUGUUGUUGUGCUCACUGAAGAUAACUUUGAGAAGGAGGUUGGUCAGGACAGAGGAGCACUUGUUGAGUUUUACGCUCCUUGGUGUGGGCACUGUAAAAAGCUUGCCCCUGAAUAUGAAAAGCUCGGUUCCAGCUUCAAGAAAGCCAAAUCUGUUUUAAUUGGCAAGGAGUAUUUCAUCAGGCAUAUAGACGGAUAUGCUUUGAACACAGCAAGCGAGAAGGAAAGAGUAAUUAACUAUUUAGAAGUAGCCAUUGAACACCGGGUUUGUGAGGGAGUUAGGCUAGAAUUGUGUGUAGACAACAAAAUAGGGUUGCUUCCUGACAUAAUAAGAGUUCUGAGGGAUUUAUAUAGGUAUAUACAACAUCAAAAAAGGGAAGUACUACUAGAUUUGAUUUGUUUAGUUGGGCCUGGUGAAUCAAUCCUAAUUUCACCUUGAUUACCAGUUAAGACAUCAACCUUACCCAACUUAGUGAUGGCACUCAUAAAGGCAUUGUUAAAUGCUGCUUCAUUUGAUGCAAACAAGUUUACCAUUGACUUAGUCCUUGGAUCUGUGAAGAGCACUUGAUCAGAGGUGAAGAGACCCUUUCCUUGCUGCAAGUUCUUGAAGUAUUGGUUGUCAAACUUUUGGAAUGUGACUGGGUCCAUGUUUAUGGCAAUUCUUGGAUCAACUUUAAGUGGACACACUUGUCUAAGCUGGAAUGCAUAUUGUAGAUUCAAAGAUGGAUCAAUUCUAUUUCUUGGGUUGAAAUUGUAUAUCCUAUUUGAGAACAUCCCACAGUGAGAGAAUCUAAUUGUAUGUGCUCUUGAUAUUCUCAAAAAAUCACAUUUUAAUCAUACAUCUAAAAUUAAUAAUAUAUAAAAAUACAUAUUUAGCAUUUUAUAAAGAUUACUCUGCUACAAAAAGGAUUUAUAGGUGGUGAAGAUCAUAAGGUCAAUCUUUGGGCAAACUGUAUAUGGUUACUUACUCUCAAGAGUACAAGUCUCUUCUUGCAAAAUCUGUGGAUUUAUUGUAUAAAGCUGAGGACAUUACCAUUUGACAAAGGACUUUAAGUUGGAUGUCACAAUUGGGCAAUAUGAAACUUAAGCUGAUAUAAUAGACCUAUGGGCAUUGAGGUUCUUGAUCUCCCAGGGGUUGCUUUCCGAAAAUUUAGUGAAGACCAUGUAUAUUUCUUUUCUUGCUUCCGCUCGUGCAUUUUCGAUUAGAGGAGGCUCAUGGGAAAUGAUAAGCAAUGCAGUUCAACUGGAUACAUGAGAAAUGAGGGUUUUUGGUGCACCUAGAUGAGACCGUUUCUGUUGAUUUUUCAAAGAUUAAAGAUGCAGUUGAAGGCCUGAGCAGGGAGAAACUCACCAUACAAGCCAUAUGUGAUGAGCAAGCUACGACUUUGCUUCUCCACAAAUACAGUGUCAUUACAGAAUCACAAGG